Molecule: messenger RNA, 531 nt
Organism: Stereum hirsutum FP-91666 SS1
Lineage: Eukaryota; Fungi; Basidiomycota; Agaricomycetes; Russulales; Stereaceae
Exons: 1
Coding region: 1-531 (176 amino acids)
Source: RefSeq, a predicted model, not a curated record
AUGAUCAGUAGGCUACCUAUUUCUUCUACGACCGUCACAUAUCUCGAGGACCACAAUGCGACCAUCGCCUCCCUCCGCGACGCUCUCACCGAACAUAGUUUCACCCACUUCGCCUGCCACGCACAACAGAACGUGAAGCAAGCCCUCGAGAGUGCAUUUCUCAUGCAUGAUGGGAAGCUCUCCUUGGCCAUUCUCUCUCAAACGUCUCUCCCGAACGCCGACUUCGCCAUGCUACUCGCAUGCGAGUCAGCCCGAGGCGCGGUCAAUGUCUCCAACGAGUUCAUCCACCUUGCGGCUGGCCUGCUGGUCGUAGGCUUCCGCAGUGUGAUUGGUACAAUGUGGAGUAUUAUUGAUUCAGACGGACCGGAUGUUGCACGAGUGGUCUAUGAAUAUCUUUUCAGAGCAGGUAUGGAUGUUAAACCAGAUUCGAGUGAGGCAGCGUUGGCUCUGCAUCGUGCGGUGUUGUACCUCCGCGAUGAAAAGAAGGUGCCCCCUAGUCGCUGGCUACCGUUCGUGCACUUUGGGGUGUAG